AGGGGCUCUGGAAGCAGAGACACCUCACCUGAUAUUCUGAACUUCUCAAAGCAGGCUUUCAGAAACAGGUUUGCAGGGAAAGCCCUACGAGAGUUUCGGGGGGGUCUCAAUUGCUUAUCCUGCUCGGUCUGUGCUCACAGAAGCUGGCAAUGACUGCGUGCACCCUCCUAACCAGGGGGCUUCCUGACGUCGGGUUCUGCGCCCCUGCGCCGUGCGAUGGGUCCCCUCCAAGCCUCCCGCGGGUCCUGCCCUGGCCCGGACCUCUGCUGCUCCGGUUCCUGCUCUUGCUCCUCUUCCCGCCGCCCUCUGCCCUCUCCGCGGUGUUCAAAGUGGGGGUCCUGGGCCCCUGGGAUUGCGACCCCAUCUUUGCCAGUGCCCGCCCGGACCUGGCCGCGGCUCUGGCAGCCGCCCGCCUGAACCGUGACCUUGCUCGGGAAGGCGGCCCUCGUUUAGAGGUCGCGCUGCUGCCUGAGCCAUGCCGGACGCCGGGCUCGCUGGGGGCUGUGUCCUCCGCGCUAAGCCGCGUCUCCGGCCUGGUGGGACCGGUGAACCCUGCAGCCUGCCGGCCCGCGGAGCUACUAGCGCAAGAGGCUGGGGUAGCGCUGCUGCCCUGGGGUUGCCCUGGGUCGCAGGCAGCGGGCACCACUGCCCCUGCCGUGACUCCCGCGGCGGAUGCUCUCUACGUCCUCCUUCGAGCUUUCCGCUGGGCGUGCGUGGCCCUGGUGACAGCCCCUCAGGACCUAUGGGUGGAGGCGGGACGCUCUCUGUCCACUGCACUCAGGGCCCGGGGCCUGCCGGUCACGCUGGUGACCUCCAUUGAGCCCUCCGACCUGUCUGGAGCCCGGGAGGCCCUCAAGAGGGUCCGGGACGGGCCCAGGGUCAGAGUGGUGAUCAUGGUGAUGCAUUCGGUGCUACUGGGUGGAGAGGAGCAGCGCUAUCUACUGGAAGCCGCAGAGGAGCUGGGCCUGGCUGAUGGCUCCCUGGUCUUCCUGCCCUUCGACACACUCCACUAUGCCUUGUCACCGGGCCCAGAAGCCUUGGCCCCACUGGCCAACAGCUCCCAGCUUCGCAGGGCCCAUGAUGCUGUGCUCACCCUCACCCGCCACUGUCCUUCCGAAGGCAGUGUGCUGGACAGCCUUCGAAGAGCCCAAGAGCACCGGGAGUUGCCCCCUGACCUCAAUCUGCAGCAGGUCUCCCCCUUGUUUGGCACCAUCUACGACGCGGUCUUCUUGUUGGCAAGGGGCAUGGCGGGAGCGCGGGCAGCCGCCGGUGGGGGCUGGGUAUCUGGAGCAGCCGUAGCCAGGCACGUCGGGAAUGCCCCAGUCCCAGGGUUCUGUGGGACCCUAGGAGAAACCGAGGAGCCCUCCUAUGUACUGCUGGACACGGACGCCUCUGGAAACCGACUGUUCACCACUUAUGUGCUGGACCCUGACCGAGGCUCCCUGCGCUCUGCAGGGACCCCAGUGCACUUCCCUCGCGGAGGCUCCGCUCCAGGGCCAGAUCCCUGGUGCUGGUUUGAGCCAAACGUCGUCUGCAAUGGAGGAGUGGAGCCGGCUCUUGUCUUUCUAGGCUUCCUCCUGGUGGUAGGAAUGGGGCUUGCUGGGAUCUUCCUGGCCCACUGUGUGAGGCACCGGCUCCUUCAUAUCCAAAUGGUUUCUGGCCCCAACAAGAUCAUCCUGUCUCUGGAGGACAUCACCUUCCUCCAUCCGCAUGGGGGUAGCUCUCGAAAGAUGAUCCAGGGGAGUCGAUCCAGUCUGGCCGCCUUCAGCACGGCAGACAUUCGAAGCAUCCGCAGCCAGCCCUCAGACAGCACAAACGUUGGCCUCUAUGAGGGAGAUUGGGUUUGGCUAAAGAAAUUCCCAGGGGAUCAUCAUGUAGCCAUCCGCCCAGCAACUAAGACAGCCUUCUCCAAGCUCAGAGAGCUCCGGCACGAGAACGUGGCCCUGUACCUAGGGCUCUUCCUGGGGGGAGCCGCAGACUGCCCUGCAGCCCCAGAGGAGGGCGUCCUGGCUGUGGUCUCAGAGCACUGUACACGGGGCUCCCUCCACGACCUCCUCGCCCAGAGAGAAAUAAAGCUGGACUGGAUGUUCAAGUCCUCCCUCCUGAUGGACCUCAUCAAAGGAAUGAGGUACCUGCACCACCGCGGCGUGGCUCACGGGCGGCUUAAGUCGCGGAACUGCGUGGUAGACGGGAGGUUCGUGCUCAAGAUCACCGACCACGGCCACGGGAAACUGCUGGAGGCUCAGAGGGUGUUACCGCAGCCUCCCACGGCGGAGGAUCAAUUAUGGACAGCCCCAGAGCUGCUUCGGGACCCAGCCCUGGAGCGCCGGGGAACUAUGGCGGGUGACGUCUUCAGUCUGGGUAUCAUCAUGCAGGAGGUCGUGUGUCGCAGCCCCCCCUAUGCCAUGCUGGAGUUGACAGCAGAGGAGGUGGUGCAGAGGGUGCAGAGCCCCCCUCCGCUGUGUCGGCCCUCGGUAUCCAUGGACCAGGCACCUGUGGAGUGCAUCCAUCUAAUGACACAGUGCUGGGCAGAACAGCCAGAACUGAGGCCCUCCAUGGACCGCACCUUCUACCUGUUCAAGAACAUCAACAAGGGACGGAAAACGAACAUCAUUGAUUCAAUGCUUCGGAUGCUGGAGCAGUACUCCAGUAACCUGGAGGACCUGAUCCGGGAACGCACAGAGGAGCUGGAGCUGGAAAAGCAGAAGACAGACCGGCUGCUCACGCAGAUGCUGCCUCCAUCUGUGGCUGAGGCCCUGAAGAAGGGGACACCUGUGGAGCCAGAGUACUUUGAGGAGGUGACACUGUACUUCAGUGACAUUGUGGGAUUCACCACCAUCUCAGCCAUGAGUGAGCCCAUUGAGGUGGUGGACCUGCUCAACGACCUCUACACACUCUUUGAUGCCAUAAUCGGUUCCCACGAUGUCUAUAAGGUGGAGACAAUUGGGGAUGCCUAUAUGGUGGCCUCGGGGCUGCCCCAGAGGAAUGGGCAGCGGCAUGCAGCAGAGAUUUCCAACAUGUCGCUGGACAUCCUCAGUGCGGUGGGCUCUUUUCGCAUGCGCCAUAUGCCCGAUGUGCCAGUACGCAUACGCAUCGGCCUGCACUCAGGCCCGUGUGUGGCGGGCGUGGUGGGUCUCACCAUGCCGCGGUACUGCCUCUUUGGGGACACCGUCAACACUGCCUCGCGCAUGGAGUCCACCGGGCUGCCUUACCGCAUCCACGUGAACAUGAGCACGGUGCGGAUUCUCCGCUCUCUGGACCAGGGCUUCCAGAUGGAGCUGCGAGGCCGUACUGAGCUGAAGGGCAAGGGCGCUGAGGACACGUACUGGCUAGUGGGCAAAAUCGGCUUUAACAAGCCCAUCCCCAAACCUCCGGACCUGCAACCGGGGGCCAGCAACCAUGGCAUCAGCCUGCACGAGAUACCUGCUGAGCGGCGCCAGAAGCUGGAGAAGGCGAGGCCUGGCCAGUUCUCCUAGAAGUGAGGCCUUGUCAGGACAGGAUUAUUCUGGAAGAUGUUUUUCCUGGAAGUUGCUGCUAUAGGUGACCUAAAGUCUGACUAAGAACUGGCUUCUGUCCAGCUCUGCCUCCAAGGAUUCUGAGCCUUUACAAGAGCCAGCUGCAAACCAGACUUGGAAAAGUCUCAUGCACUCUCCAAGCUCGGAUUCCACCCAAUGGUGGAAUGAAGGGGGGGCCUAAGUGAUUUUCAGCACCCCCGUGGCCCUGAUAGUUGGGCUUUAGAAUGGCUGGCCUUGGGAUAUUGGACACUGUGGCAUGUGGCCCCCAGCCCAAAGGAUCCUGAGCCCAUCAGGAGAUUAUGAGUGGGGCAUUCCCCAUUUUCCAGAGCCCCUCUGGGCUCCAGGAAGGAGGAUCUGUAAUUGGAUGCCCUGGAGUGGAGGCAUUGUGUACAUGUCCAGGCUUGGGUUGUUGUGUGGUGUGGGGAGGUCAUGGCUUCUGUUUAGCCUCAAGCCUCAUUUCCAUUUUCAUUGCUCCCUGUUCAGAAACUGGUUCCUUCUCCAGUGAGCAAAACCAAGUCACUUACCCAAGUGCAGAGGAACGUUUACUUCAAUGCUUUGGGGAAAGAAAAUUAAACUGCACCAAACUUUUACUAACCA
This is a messenger RNA of Ictidomys tridecemlineatus (thirteen-lined ground squirrel), 4112 nucleotides long. The record is from RefSeq and is a predicted model, not a curated record. Lineage: Eukaryota; Metazoa; Chordata; Mammalia; Rodentia; Sciuridae.